Blepharisma stoltei is the source of this 438-nucleotide messenger RNA. Lineage: Eukaryota; Ciliophora; Heterotrichea; Heterotrichida; Blepharismidae. The record is from the annotation of a GenBank genome assembly.
AUGGUAGACAUAAAAUACCCAACUCUGCCUAAGAAAUGGGAUCGAUGGCUUAAAACAUGCAGUCUUGUGAUGGCUGUAUUUCUUAUAUUGAUAGGGGUAUUUGGUUUAAUCCCUCCUAGCAUCACUGACCCAAUAAACAUCAUUUUGCCAGUUUACUAUAUGUAAUUUCAAGUUAGAUUAUUCGGAUUAUUUAUCGUAGGCUCUGAGUUGCGUCUAAAAUCUAUUGUUGACAAAUUUUUAUUCAUUAAAGGACACAUAGGGCGAGGUUUCUUUUAUAUGUUGUAAGAUUUAAGCAGUGUUGCAACUCUCUGCCUGAGCAAGAAUUCACUUAUUAAUUACGCGAUUGCAAUAGCCUUAUUUGGUACUGGGAUCUUAUAUAUAUCUUGCUAUUGUGGCUUAAAAGAAAAUCAAACUGACGUGAGUGUAAUUGAUCAAUAA